GCCUAACGGGCCGGGCCCGCGCCUCCUGUCCUGGUAGGGGGCGGGGCCCGAAGCCCCUCAGCGCGGCGCCAUAGAGCGUGGACGGAGGACUCGUGUCCUAGACGUGUCCGGAAGUGGCUCCCUCAGGCGCCCGCUCCGCACCAUAGAGCUGGGGGGGGUGCCGGCUAGGGGGUCCCCGGGCUCGCCUUCCUAGAGCGGCGAGGACGAGGUGGAGGCUGGAGGUGGGGUGGGAAGGGGAGGGGGGAGCGGCGCGGGCGGAAGCGGCCGGGAAGGUCACUUCCGGCCUGGGCGCCCGUCCCCCUGACCCCAGGGUCUGAGUCGCCGCUGCCGCCGCUGCCACCAUCGGCGAGGGAGGAGAGAGGAGGAGGAGUGCGGUGCGGCGGCCCCGGGACCGAGGAGGGACCCAGACAUGGAGCUGCGGGAAGAGGCCUGGUCUCCGGGGCCGCUGGAUUCCGAGGACCAGCAGAUGGCCAGUCACGAGAACCCAGUGGACAUCCUCAUCAUGGAUGACGACGACGUCCCCAGCUGGCCCCCGACCAAGCUGUCCCCGCCCCAGUCGGCGCCCCCGGCCGGCCCCCCGCCCCGGCCGCGGCCGCCGGCCCCCUACAUCUGCAACGAGUGCGGCAAGAGCUUCAGUCACUGGUCCAAGCUGACGCGGCACCAGCGCACGCACACGGGUGAGCGGCCCAACGCCUGCAGCGACUGCGGCAAGACCUUCUCGCAGAGCUCGCACCUGGUGCAGCACCGGCGCAUCCACACGGGCGAGAAGCCCUACGCCUGCUCCGAGUGCGGCAAGCGCUUCAGCUGGAGCUCCAACCUCAUGCAGCACCAGCGCAUCCACACGGGCGAGAAGCCCUACGCCUGCCCCGACUGCGGCCGCAGCUUCACGCAGAGCAAGAGCCUGGCCAAGCACCGGCGCUCGCACAGCGGCCUCAAGCCCUUCGUGUGCCCGCGCUGCGGCCGCGGCUUCAGCCAGCCCAAGAGCCUGGCGCGCCACCUGCGGCUGCCGUACGUGUGCGUGGAGUGCGGGAAGGGCUUCGGGCACGGGGCCGGGCUCCUGGCCCACCAGCGCGCCCAGCACGGGGACGGGCUCGGGGCGGCGGGGGGCGAGGAGCCCGCGCACAUCUGCGUGGAGUGCGGCGAGGGCUUCGUGCAGGGCGCCGCGCUGCGGAGACACAAGAAGGUCCACGCCGUGGGCGCGCCCUCGGUCUGCAGCCGCUGCGGACAGAGCUACUACCGGGCCGGCGGGGAGGACGAGGACGAAGACGAGGCGGCCGGCCGGUGCAGCGAGUGCCGCGGCGGGGAGGGCCGGUAGGGGCGGGGGCCCGGGGGGGCAGGGCCCCUCGGGCUUGGCGGGGACGACGGCAGGACCCAGAGACCCGGGGAGACGUGGACAGAGGGGUGCUGCGGGCCGGCGGCGGCGUCGCGGGCUCCCUCCCCUCCCCGGGCGCGCGGUCCGCGGGGCGCGGGGGGCCUGGGGGAGGGGCGCGGGGCAGCUCCCUCGGCGCCCAGGCCACGCCCGCCCGCGUCCCGCCCCCGCCCUGCGCCGGGCCUGCCCCUUGUAGGUUCUCGGCCGAGCCCGAGAUAGACAAUGUGUGACUAGACAGACCAAGACACGACAGAACCCACGGGCGAAAGCCCUUUUUGCCUCUUUCUCUUCCCCCACCGGCUGGGGGAGUUGCGAGGAUGGAGAGAAAUCGGGCCUUUUCCGUUUAGAGAGGCCCCAGAGAGGGAAGGGAAAGGGGUCCUUUUCCCUUUUAGAGUUUUCUUUUAAUCCUACCCGCCCCCUGACCCCUCCCACCCGUUGUGUUUUCUCUUCUCCCCCGCGGGUCCCAUGGUUUUUCCUCGCCCAAGCCCUUCCUCCCGCUCCUGGAUCUGGGGUAGCGGAGCAGUGAUGGAGCAGAACUCGCCCCUGUUACAAGCGUGCCCCUCAGAGAAUGGGGUGCCCGUCUCUCGUUCCUAGCCUGGGCGCGGUAGGAGAGGGGCCGGGGGAAAUAAAUGGCACUAUCCGAUUGUC
Messenger RNA from Ceratotherium simum simum (southern white rhinoceros), 2017 nucleotides. NCBI's taxonomy places the organism in Eukaryota, Metazoa, Chordata, Mammalia, Perissodactyla, Rhinocerotidae. The record is from RefSeq and is a predicted model, not a curated record.